Molecule: messenger RNA, 1976 nt
Organism: Bradysia coprophila
Lineage: Eukaryota; Metazoa; Arthropoda; Insecta; Diptera; Sciaridae
Product: senecionine N-oxygenase-like
Molecular function (GO): NADP binding; flavin adenine dinucleotide binding; N,N-dimethylaniline monooxygenase activity
Source: RefSeq, a predicted model, not a curated record
UGGUGUUAAACAACUUGCCUAUAGCGAUACAAAAUCAUUUAAUCUGUUGAUACGACUCGCACGACGAUCAUUUUUAUCUUGCAAUAAAUAUUUCCUUCUAUCAAUUCGGAUCAUUCAAUUUGCGAGUAUCGAUCAUUACGCGACCUUCAUUUAUUGUAUGUUAUGUCUUUAGCUUCAAACAAACAUACGUUUACGUUCAACAAAUAUAUUAUCCAACCAGUUACCAACUAACUUUCGUUAGACAUUGCAUCUUCGAGACUUAAAUAAAAAAAAAUCUGAAAAAUUAAUCACAAAUUCGUCGUAGAGACACCUGGUAUUAAUCGGUCCGACGUUUUCACCGACUUAACAUUAAAGUGUGAGAUGUGAUGUGAUUUGAUAUUAAGUGCAGUGAUAUCUCAGGUGAAGUAAAAUUUAUGCAUAAACAUAUCGACGAACGAGUCUGAAUUGCAAGAUUACAGAUUUUUGGUUUUACAUUUGAAUUUCAUUAACUACACUUUUAUAACCCACGCACAUAUUCGUUUUUGAAUUAUUUCUUUUUUUGGCCAGGUUUAUUCGUAAAGUGACUCUCAGUUUCAGUUGAUGGUAAAUAUUACGAACAAACAGUAGAAACUUGCAAAGAUGUUUAAGUGUUGUGUAGUCUUAAUCGUCGUGAGUUUAAUAUUGAAUUAUUGCUCCGGUUUCGUUCAAACUUCAAUUGCAAUCAUUGGAACUGGCCCGUCUGGUUUAGUCACGGCUAAAUAUGCAAUUGAACAAGGUUUUAAUGUGACCGUUUUUGAGCAAAACGACGUUAUUGGUGGUGUGUGGUGGUACACCGAUGAAAUCGGCAAAAACAAAUAUGGAUUACCUAUUCACACAUCGAUGUAUAAGGGAUUACGGACGAAUGUACCAACUCAAAUGAUGCAAUUUUCCGAUCAUGUGUAUGGCAAAAAUAUAGUGUCGUUUCCAUACCGCAACGACAUAUGGAAUUAUCUCAACUCAUAUGCGCUUCGAUUUGAUGUUAAGAAAUCUACUCGAUUCAAUCAUGUGGUAACCACCGUAACACCAAUCGAAGACAACAAAUGGAAAGUGGUGGUCAAAGAUCUGCCGAACAAUAAAUUCGAAUCGAGUAUAUUUGAUGCGGUCAUCGUUUGCAAUGGACACAACUUUUUGCCGAAAAUACCGAUGAUCGAGGGUGCCGACGAUUUCGGUGGUAGGAAAAUACACAGCCACGAUUUUAGAAAUGCAGAGAAUUUUGUUGGUGAAAAGGUUCUUGUGAUAGGAAGCGGUUCCAGUGGGAUUGAUCUAGUGGCUCUAUUAUCCCAAACAGCAAACCAUGUGACAUGGAGUCGUCGUUCGGAUAAAUUGAAAUUCCCGUAUAAAAAUGUGACCUAUAAGCCAGAUGUGAAACGGUUCACUAAAACCGGAGCUGAAUUCGCUGAUGAUACCGCGGAAGAUUUCACUGUAAUUUUUUACGCAACUGGGUUCAAUUUUGAUUAUCCAUUCUUGGGCAACGAAAGUGGAAUCACAGUGGACAAUAAUUUUGUGCAACCACUGUACAAAAACAUCUUUAACAUCGAACAUCCAACGUUACUAUUCAUUGGCGUCUUAAGUGGACUUCAUCCGACCUUUCCCACUUAUGAGUUGCAAGCUCAAUUCGCUUUAAAAUAUUUAUCCGGAGAGCUGACACUACCAUCGAAAGACGAAAUGUUGAAUGACAUAGAAAGUCAUAUGAGAAUUCAUAUGGAACGCCAUCAGAACAAUCGUUCGUCGCAAUUUUUCGCUUUGGAGCAUCGCGACUAUUUUCUGGAAUUGAGUGCUCUGGCAAAAAUCGAAAGUCCACCGGAAGUGAUAUCGACAAUGUACUUGGAUAAUGAUGCGAUGAGAACGGGUGAUCCGGUCACAUUUCGCAAUUAUCGGUACAUAGUUCUUGAUGAUAUUAGAUAUAUUAAGAAAAAGUAUGAAAAUUAACUUUGAAAGGAAUUUGCAUAGAAAUACAG